GACAAUAUAGUGUGUCGGCCUGUAAACAUCAUUUGUCGGUAAGCUGCACUUUCCCGUUGAUGAAGCACAGGUUAUCUCGAUGUCAGCGAGGGCUUCCUGUUGAAAGUGGAGUAUAUAUAUAUUUGGCUGUAGGCGGUCGUCAAGACGAGUUCCUCGCUAGGUUUUCGAGAAGGACGAUCACACUCAGUGUGCAGUGACAGCCAGCGGAGACAGUACACAAGGACACCAUGCCAAACACCAAGAAUGACAUCGCCAAGUCCUUUGACAAGGAUGGCUACAUCAGCCCCAUCGAAGUCCUGGACGGCGAGGAGACGAAAGAACUUCGGAACAACUUCAACAAGUUUGAGGAGGACAUAGGACAAGAAAAUGCACAAUACUCGCUGCACAAUGUGCACAUGGAGCACCCGUGGGUCCUGCGAGUGGCCACACACCCCCGUCUACUGGCCCCCCUGCGAGCCAUCCUGGGACCUAACAUCCUCCUGCUGGACUCCCGCUUUAUCUGCAAGUACCCAACCCCCGAGGACAAGGAUGCCUUCGUGGCCUGGCAUCAGGACGUGCGGUACUGGGGUGUGGAAGGCGAUGUGGUGAGCGUGUGGCUCGCAGUGGACGACGCUGACGUGGAGAACGGGUGCAUGCAUGUCAUCCCUGGUUCCCACAAAAUUGGCAUCCUCACGCAUGAGAGUUCGGAUAAGGACGGAAACCUGCUGAGCUCUAACCAGUCCAUACCCUUUGACCUGUUUGACGUCACUAAGUCCACGCCCUGCCCUCUAAAGGCAGGGCAGAUGUCGCUGCACCACGGUCACCUGGUGCACGGCAGUGAGACCAACCGCUCGUCGCGUCGUCGCUGUGGUUACGUCAUCCGCUACAUCGCCACCACCGCCCGUCCGCUCGACGACCCCGACCGCCCGCGCAAGUUCCCCGCGACUGUACUGGUAUCGGGCAGUAACAACACCAACAACUUCGACGACCACUCACCUGCGUGGUAUGACUGGCGUGUCUAGGUCACGUGAUGGCAAGCGACUGCUCUCUGUCCAGACGGCAGGUCGGAAAGUCGAUAGAUUUUCAUUAACAAAUUUGGGUGUGCGGGUAAAUUCUUCUUUUCGGAUAUAGUUUGAUACUCGUCAAACUGAUAACUUCAAAUGCAUUUCGCGAAUGUAUAUUUAUUUCAACAAUGAUGUUACAUUUUUUUACUCCGCCAUUUUCCGUGUAAUUUGUCUUUUGAUAUAACCUCCUCUUAGAAAAAGAAUCUCUGGACAUGUCACUUAUGUAAUGACUAUUGGCAAGCUUGACCAUGUAACUAGGGGCUUUGUGCGGUUAGUAAACUAGUUGAUGUUGCUGUGGAGUUGUUGAUAACAUCCUUAAUGAUUUUAGCACUUUGUGAGUGAAGGAAUGAGGUGACACACUUCACUUUAGUUCCGUGAGUAUUGUUGAGUCCACAACUUUCACAAUGUCACGUACAGACUCAGUCCCUUCACUGUUUAUAGGCGGGACUAAAAUGAGCAUUAACCGAGACUGUAUCACAAGACUAAUCCGUUUAAUUUUAACUUCCAUGAAAGUUUUUUUUCAAUAAAAUAUUUUGUCCACUGUC
This is a messenger RNA of Pomacea canaliculata, 1588 nucleotides long. Its product is annotated as phytanoyl-CoA dioxygenase domain-containing protein 1-like. The transcript has 5 exons. The coding region runs from base 228 to 1001 and encodes 257 amino acids. Lineage: Eukaryota; Metazoa; Mollusca; Gastropoda; Architaenioglossa; Ampullariidae. The record is from RefSeq and is a predicted model, not a curated record.